AUGGCCGCGGCCGACGACGCGUCGUCCGUCGCGCUCCUGCGCGCCCUGCGCUCCGGCGCCGUCGAGUCCACCUUCGUCCACCGCAUCGACGUCUGCUCCGCCGAUCCCGCGGACCUCGUCGCCGACCUGGAGCCGGUGCCGGGGACCGAUCUCGCCGAAGGCGGCUACAGCAGCAUAUGGUACUUCUACUGCCCCAAGCGGUACAAGAACGCCCAAGGCAAACCAAGCGGGCACAGGCAGCGCGCCAUCGCCGGCGGCGACACGUGCUGGCACUCGGAGACUCGCCCGAAGCCCGUCAAGGGUCUCGACGGCGCCACGCUCUGCAACCUGUCCUACGGCCGCAAGGAGGGCUCGAGCAGAUCGUUCAACCGCAUGGGAUGGUGUAUGACUGAGUACGACGACGACGAAGGCGGCGGCGGCGGCCACGUGCUGUGCAAGGUUUAUCGAUCUUCAUCCUCUCUCGCCAGGGCGAAGUUGAAGCAGUCGUCGUCGUCCGAGCAGACAGCCCAGCGCUCUUCUACCUGUAACAAGAGAAAGGCGAUGGCCGACCACCCUCAGGCGCCGCCGAACAAGAUCAGACACGCGCAGGCCUGCGCCAGCACCAGUAGCUACGCCUGCGUCGAUCAGGACUUCUAUCAGCAUGUGGAUCAUCAGGUGCAGGAGCCCUUGCUUAGUUACGAGCCAGUCGGCAUAGAUUGCGAAUCCCUGUUCCAAGCUGAGAAGGAGCAGGAGCAGGUUCAGCAGAACACCAUGGUGACCGCCGAGGUGGAGCAGUUUCAGCAGAACACACUUGUGGCCACAGCCGAGGAGGAGCAGCUUCAGCAGAACAACCUGGUGACUUCCGGGGAGCAGCAGCUUCAGCCGCACACCAUGGACGGCUUGUUGGGCGGCCAGGGGUACCACGAGUAUGGUAGCUGCUCAGCGGACACCCAGUUCACGGUGGAUGAGUUUGUAGAGAGCAUUCAGUUCACCAUGGAGGAGUUGUUGGGCGGCCCGGUCUACGGCGAGUACGGUGGCUGCUCCCCAAACACCCAGUUCACCAUGGACGAGAUGUUCAGCAGAUGCUACGGGCCCCCGACAGCAGUGGCACCAACGGAUGCUGGCUUCUUUGACGGCCUCGCCUUCUGA
Panicum virgatum (switchgrass) is the source of this 1128-nucleotide messenger RNA. RefSeq lists its product as uncharacterized. The transcript has a single exon. The coding region runs from base 1 to 1128 and encodes 375 amino acids. The record is from RefSeq and is a predicted model, not a curated record. Gene Ontology annotation, biological process: regulation of DNA-templated transcription. Gene Ontology annotation, molecular function: DNA binding. NCBI's taxonomy places the organism in Eukaryota, Viridiplantae, Streptophyta, Magnoliopsida, Poales, Poaceae.